This is a messenger RNA of Periophthalmus magnuspinnatus, 3425 nucleotides long. It is a transcript of the gene mavs, whose product is annotated as mitochondrial antiviral signaling protein. The record is from RefSeq and is a predicted model, not a curated record. Bases 93 to 2258 code for a protein of 721 amino acids. NCBI's taxonomy places the organism in Eukaryota, Metazoa, Chordata, Actinopteri, Gobiiformes, Gobiidae. The transcript is spliced from 6 exons.
GCAGAUGUGUGUGUGUGUGGCAAGAAGAAGGUUUUAAAGCGAGGAGGAAUAGCUGGGGAUCGCACGAACUACUCAAACUCUAAACACGAAAGAUGUCGUUCGCCAUCGACAAGCUCUACAAUGGCUACCUGCGAAAAAACAUGCCAAGGAUUGUGACCAAGGUCGAACCAAGAGAAAUUGUUGUCCAUCUUCCAUGUCUGACUGAUCAUGACAGAGAGGUUAUUGAGGCCAAAAGAGAGACCUGUGGCCGCUUUGAUGCCAUGGUGCGCCUGCUGGACUGUCUGAAGAGGCGGGAGAAUUGGCCAGAGCAGUUCAUUGCUGCGUUAGAGGCGUGUGAACAUCGGACAUUAGCAGCCGAGAUCAGGGCUGAAUACGACGCACUGAGAGGCAUUAACAAUUCCAACCCUCCUCCUACACCUCCAGCCGCUAAUGUAGUCACGGCACAUGUCCAUCCUGCGCCAUCUGCCCCACACCUGCCUCACCCCGGGCCCACAGCCAGUGCUCCGCCCCCUCAAGACGUCCCAUCUAAGGUGCCAGAGACCCAGCCCAUCCAGGAGACUGAAAAGCUUGAUCCUCAGAGCAGUGCAGCAUUGGCAGCAGCUCCUGUGAUGGAGGUGACUGCUCCAGAACCCCCACAGGCCCAGACAGAGCCAGUUGUGGUCCCUCCUGUGACCCCUCCUCCCUCUCCUGAUUCAAAGCGAGGUUCAGCCAAUCCCUCUCCCCCUCCCAAGCAAAUUAUCUCCCAUCAAGAACCAGAGGAAAACCUAGAACCAGAACCCCUCCCAGGUCAGGCUGUCCCAAAUGAAACGAUUAAUCUACAACAAGAGCCUGAGGAAAAUAUUGAGAUACCACAAGCUACUGACAUUCAGUUAGUGCCAUGUGAGGUUGACGAAUCUGCGCAGACGGAUACUAUGGUGGAACAGUCUACUCCUACCCAAACAACUGUGAAUGAAAAUACACCAAUCAUUAAUACUGUGAACAAGCCAAUUGUAGCUGAACCAGAACCAGUCACUGUUCUUAUGGAAGACACCACAGACGCUACAACUACAAAUGCUGUAGAAAAAACUGCAUUAACUACAACCAUCAUAGAGACUCCUAUAGUGCCCCCUGCUGCCGUGGAGGCAUCAUCAGGCCGAAGUGCGUCUCCGUUGACAAACCUAGAUGAUCUGAUCUUAACACCAGAAAAACAGCCAGUCCAAGAGACCAGACCAACUUUGGAAAAUAAACAGCCUGCGGUCCCAGCCCUGAAGAAGACAUCUGAACCUCAAAACGCACAGGUUGUCGUUCCCCAAGAGAUAGAAGUUCCUCCCAGGCCUCCUGCUGACCAGGUUAACAGUGGUGCUGCUGUAUCAGAAGAUGAGGAUAUCUUCUUCAGUAAACCUGGCUUACUCGUCAGUGUUGAACCUCCAGAUCAAAACAACACAACUAUACGCCCUCCCAGUCCUGAAUCUGAACCAUAUUCUGGAGACAGCGGUCGCAUAGAGAUGAGUAUAGAUGUGGCAAAUAAUCACAAUAAACCAGAUAAGGAAGUUUCUGAGUCUCCAGCCUCCAGUCUCGAAGAGGACGAUAUCCAAGAACAUGUUGGACAUGUGGCAGAAGAACCAUCCAUUUUGAACAAGGAAAACACUGAUAAACUAACUGAAGAAAUUAGUAAUGCUCCACCUGUAGCAGCCUCUACAAUGAUUUCUGACGUCUCAGCGAGCACUGAUCCUGGGGAGUCUACUGCCCUGAAUCUGAAUGACAGCGAAGAUCCCUCCAUAGAGAUGAGUGUACCAGCAUCUACUAUGAUUUCUGAGACCACUUCUUGUCUAAAUGGAGAGGAUAUUUCUGAAAGCCCUGCUCCAAGUCUGGACAUGGAAGACAUUCGAGAAAACAUCGGGUAUGUGGCAGAAGAUCCCUCUGUUUUAAAUCUAGUUCAGGCACCAUUACAUCAAAUUGGAGAUGGUGAAUCAGAUAGGGAAUUUGAGGCUGUCUCGUAUGGUGUAGGCCCUAUUGAAAAAGUGGAGCAAGAAGCUGAGAACACCAAUAUCCAAACGCCUCUUAUUCAAGGCAAUGGUGAAACAACCAAAGAGAUGGCACCUAUCCCACCUAAUUCGACCCCCUCCACUCAUGAUAAUCAUAAGCCAAAUGACCCCCCAGUUGACCCAAAACAGCCUGAUUCUGGAAAGACAACCCGUAGCCUAAACACCAGGUAUAUUAUAACGGCAGCAGGAGUGGGCGCCUGUGCACUGCUGAUAGCGUGGAGGUUUAAGAAUUAGCAGUCUACUUAAUACCUUUAAAGGAAGAGAAGAUUAGGCUGCAAAAGAGGAUCUGGAGGCUAUUGGUGCCUUAUUGUAGUCACUGGACUAGGCUCGUGUCAGGCAGCUGCUUAAUAAUUACCCAUGGGAAUUGCUGACUCUGCAGAUUUUGUGAUGAUGUUAUUAAGAUGGACUGAGGAAUGGACUAAGGGAGUAAUUAGUAGAACAACAAAGAGAAAUGUGUUUUAUCAUUAAAAAGGAUAAUUUUAUUUUUUAUUAUCUUCAGAAUAAUUGAUUAUUAUUUGAUUUUCAAAGUUUAAAUUCAAAGGUUUAUAAUAUUAAUAUUAGUUUUUUAUGGUCUUCAGCUGAUAAGCACUUUAUCCAACAUUUACUGUCUGGUUAUUUAUUCAUUUCAUUGAAUUGACCAACCAUGAAAACAUGUAUGACUACGGUAUAUAAUAUAUACAAAUGUUGUCGAUUUCAGAUGAAAUUUGUGGUACAAACUAAUCUUAAGUAUGUUUAACAAUGUCUUAAAAUAUUAUGCCAAAAAUGCACAUUUGAGGAAAGUCAAAUCAUUUAAGUCCUGGCAGGUGUUCCCAAAUAUUUAAUUGUGUGAGUUAUUAUUAAAUGCCUUCUCAAAUUUCGAAGGAACCGUGACAGUCUUUCAGAUGCUGUGGUUUCCUCAUAAAUUCCUUAAAAUUUAGGUUAUGUAUUAACUGAGAUGGUCACUUCCAAGUUGAACAAUGCAUCUGCACUUUGAUGAAAUUCCUUAUAGUGUUCUAAAAUUUAUAAAAUAUAAAAAAGACAAUCUCUUAGCUUAGUGACCUUGUACACUGUGUUUCUGUAUUUAUUUGUACAAAGAGAUUAUAUAUGUGUUUAAGAAAGUUGUAAAGCCUUUUCCUAUUUCAUUGUCUCAAAGAAUAUAGACUAAUCAGAGAAAUCAUUGAGAAAUAAAUUUUAAAAAAUAUUUUUGUAUCUGCUUGUUGUACGGGUAAAAUCUGUGGUAAUUAUGGCAAGCAUAUAAUUAUGUUUAUAACUUUGUAUCUUAGGCACAUACAACAGACCUGUUGACUACAAUAAUAGAUAAUGCAAGCGCUGUAAUCUCUAUUAAGUGAAGUCUUACUUGCUUUAUGCAUGUUUUAUCUCUGCAGUGACAAUCGAUUAAAUAAAGAUUCUCUAAAAAUUGUC